CAGCACUUGAAGGCAGCUGGUGUAAUCUGGUCUAAUCUGGGCAGGGACGUCAGCAGAUGAGAGAUGACAUCUGUGGAUACUCGCUUUACUGUUCAAGUGAAAUAAACGCAUGGCUGUCAUUUUGUGAGACAAAAUGUCUAUAACAACUUGCCAGAAGGUUACUCUUAUAUCAUGCUCUGUUCUCUGUGUUUCUCUCUUCCUGCCCAGAAUGCUUUUACCCAGAGGGAAAAAGGAGAUGGGUCGGCCCGAGGGUAAGGCGGCUUAUCAGAUCAUCAUUCAUCCAUCCAUCCAUCUCCAUCCCGCUCCAUCUCCUGUGUCUUUUUUUUUUGGACCCGGGUUCUACCCUCCUGUGAUGAACCAGCUGUCUCUACCAGAGAACCCGAAGCACUGGGACGUGGACCCUUUAUACUCCAUGACUCACAGUGCUGAGGUCAUGGCCAAAGUGAAAGGCGUCCGAGGCGGCAAAAAGUACAACCUGAUGGCUCAAGUGAUACCCAUAUAUGGCUUUGGGAUACUUCUUUACAUCCUAUAUAUAAUCCAUAAGCUGACAUGCAGGGGGAACACUGCUAAAUCAGGACACUACAGUACGGUAACCAAGGCGAACAUGGAGAAUGAGAUUCCACCUGAUUAUGAGCUGGUCCGGCUUCAAGAGAGACUUCGGCGCACAGAAAUGAUGAUGGAGAGAAUCGUCUCUGCAAAGAGCCAAAGUUCUGGCAGUGGCAGGAGGCGGAAGAGUAAAACUUCAAUAUCAAAGAAGGAGGAGAAAUUGCUGAAGCAACUGAAGCAGAUCACACUGCUGAUACAAGAGGGCCGGAUGGAGGCGGCCUCCCCAGAGAUGGAGGCCGAGGAGGUCCCUUACUGUCUAGACUGGGAAGGCUACCCAGAGGAGACCUACCCAGUGUAUGACGAGCCCUAUAAAAGACGUGGAUUUGACAUGUUCACGCUGGAGGAACCCCCCGACCAGCCCACGGCCGAGGCCCUGGCAGAGAGGAUGCUGCAGGAGGAGGAAGAACUGACGGCGAGGAAACUAUCGAUAGUGGAAGAGGUGGAUGAAGAGGCAGAGGAAGAGGUGGAGGAGGACAGAGAGGAGGGGGAUAAAGAGGAAGAAGUGGAGGAAGAGGUAGAAGAGGAGGAGGAGGAGGAGGAAGAAGAAGAGGUGGAAAUGGAGGAGGAGGAGGAUGAGGGGACAGAGGUGGAAGAGGAGGAGGAAGGAGAUGAAGAUGAUCCAGUGAUGGAGGCGGAGAGCCUGCUGUUCAGCUGUGAGGGCUGUCCCAACCCGGAGGAGGAGGCCGAGGAGGAUAAAGAGGAGUAUCAGUUCAUGUCGGAGCCUGUAGAAGACGAAGGCUCCAUCCAGGCAGACGUGCCCAAAGAAGUGGGAGCGAGUGGGCUGAGGAUGAGGAACAGGAGGGAGACGUGAAGGACUUUCUUCUCCAGUUACUGUAGCUAAAAAUAGUUUUUAAACAUGCAGUGAACUUCCUUAAAAUGUACUUAAUUAAUUUGAAUUAAUUAAUAAAAGUAAUUAUUAUAUAUAUUUCUGAUCCUGUAUAUGUGUCAAAUAAAGAACACAAG
Molecule: messenger RNA, 1569 nt
Organism: Centropristis striata (black sea bass)
Lineage: Eukaryota; Metazoa; Chordata; Actinopteri; Perciformes; Serranidae
Gene: ric3a
Product: RIC3 acetylcholine receptor chaperone a
Exons: 7
Coding region: 134-1417 (427 amino acids)
Biological process (GO): synaptic transmission, cholinergic; protein localization to cell surface
Cellular component (GO): neuronal cell body; neuron projection; intracellular membrane-bounded organelle
Source: RefSeq, a predicted model, not a curated record